AUUUUUUUGUUUCACUAUAAAAGUAGGACAAAAAUAAAAUUUCAGAAUCAUUCUCAUUUUUUUUGUUGUUGUUUACCAUUAAGAUUUCCAACCAAGAAAAAAAACUAUCUCAAAAAUGAAAAUUUUUAUCGUUGUCUGUAUGAUGGUAGCCGUAACUUUGGCUCAAUCUGAUCACCAUGAUCACCAUGAACAUGAUCAUCAUGAUCAUCAUGAACAUGAUCAUGAAGAACGUCAUCGUAUGGCCGAAGAUCUCAUUAAACGUGGUCAUGCAUUGUUACAUUUGAUUCGAGAAACAAUGGAAAAACAUCAUGGUAAUGAACAUUUAUUGGAUGCUAUUCAACAUCAAGCCGUUUUGGUUGAAGCAUUGGUCAAAGAUUUAGAAUCUCAACAUAAAGUUGAAAAUGUUAUGGAAUUACAUCAUUUACAUUUGAUCGAAGAAGAUUUAUUACAUUUUGAAAAUCGUGUCAGUGAAGAGAUUGCCAUUUUGAUGCAUGAACGACACCAUGAACAUCAUGGUGGUGAAGAAUUGAUCCGACGUGGUGAAGAAUUAUUGCGUCAAGCACAAGAUGUCGUUGAAAAACAUCGUCAUCAUGGUGAUAGAGAAUUGGAAGCCAUUGAACAUGAAAUGCAUGCUGUCCAUCAUUUAUUGGAAGAAAUUCGUAAACGACCAGAAGGACAUGAUUUCCAACGUGAAGAAGAAGCAUUGAAACGACAUGAAGAUUCGUUGAAACACUUAUUGGAACGUGUUCAUCAUCGUCAUCAUCAUCAUGAUGAACAUCAUCACGAUGAAGACCAUCAUGAACAUCAUCAUGAAGAAAACCACCAUGAACAUCAUCAUGAAGAUGAUAAUUAAAUUAAAAAAUAAACUUUCUUUCGAUGAAUAUAUUAAUAUAUUUGUGAAUUUAUCAAUAAAACAAAUAAUUUAUUUCAAUAA
Dermatophagoides pteronyssinus (European house dust mite) is the source of this 934-nucleotide messenger RNA. RefSeq lists its product as uncharacterized. Lineage: Eukaryota; Metazoa; Arthropoda; Arachnida; Sarcoptiformes; Pyroglyphidae. The record is from RefSeq and is a predicted model, not a curated record.